AUGCAUUUUGAUAUAUCGCUAAUAAUAUUUUUACUAUUUGAAAUUCGUCCAUGUAUUAUGUACAAUAUUUUUCGAUUAAUGUUUAUUAUUAAAUUUAUUUCAUGUGAUUAUGAUGAAAAAAGUUUUAUGUCAUUAAUUGAUUAUAAUCGUGGUAAUUAUUCAAAUUUAAUAUUAUCUUGUCCUCAUGGUGGUUUUCUUGGAACAAAUAUAACGACAUUACAAAAAUUACCAAAUGCUGGAUGUUUUAAUAAUACUCUAGGACGUUGUGUAUAUACUGAACGAGAUUGUCUUCGAUUAGAUAUAAAUGAUACAUUGAUAUAUCAUUUGGAUGCUCGUUGUGUCACUGAAAGAAUAUCAACAUCACAAAUGUUUUAUUUAACAUUGGCUAUUGCCGAUAAAUAUAAAAAUUUAACUAAACAUUAUCCUUAUACGAUUUUAAAUAAAGCAACUCGACAAUAUUUAGAUCCGGCAGAAGAUUUACUUAUGGGUACAUUUUUACUUGAAAGUGCUACUCGUCUUUACAUGGAUUAUCAUAGAUUAAUUGCAAUGUCUAAAGAAAAUAUUAAAUCACAAUAUCGUUAUGGUCUAAUGAUUGAAUUUGUAUUUCAUAAAUAUUCACAGACAAUCUAUCUCGGUUAUGGAUAUGAUUAUAAUGAAUUGAAAUUACGAAAUUUCAAUCUAUCGAAAUCAACGAUUAUGGAAUUAUUAGUCAGAAAAGUAGAUCCAAUAAGUGUUAUUAUUGGUAAUCAAUCACUCGGUCAUUUUUUACAAUUAGCCGGUUUUCAACAUGUUAUCCCAUCAUUAUCAAAACAAUAUUCAGAUGAUUCUAAUGUUAAAUAUCGUCCAUCUACUUAUUCAACAGAAAUACAUAGUUGUAAAACAUUAGGCGGACGAAUUAAUUCCAUACUAUUUUCUUAUCCAAUUGAAAGAUUACGUUCACAUAAUCUAAAUACAGAAGCAUCAUGGAUAGCUCAAGCAAUAUAUAAUUUUAUUAAUGCAAAUGAUAUGAAAUUAUUAUCGUCAAAUGCAUAUUUUAUUCAGUCAAUGAAUUAUUUUCUAUGUUUUUGUAUAUUCACUUUUAUUUUAUUUUCUACAUAA
Messenger RNA from Didymodactylos carnosus, 1098 nucleotides. Lineage: Eukaryota; Metazoa; Rotifera; Eurotatoria; Philodinida; Philodinidae. The record is from the annotation of a GenBank genome assembly.